AUGGAUUCCUUAAGUCCCGAUGUUGCGAAAGAAACAGGGGCAUUAAAUAAAAUACACGAUGGUGACUCAAACGAAGAAGAAAUACUUAACCUAUUUUUUACUCCCUUACCACCAGAAAAAAUUUUAAAGUUAUUUACGAAUCUGGUUGAAUUGGUUUUCAUUGGACAACAAGUUAAAGAACUGUCUUUUUUGAAAUAUUGCCCCAAACUCAAAAAAUUAUGGAUCUGUGAAGGUGGAUUAAAAUCUAUGCAAGGUGUUCGAUGCGCAGAAAUUUUGGAAGAAUUGGUGCUAUUCGAUAACAUGAUUAAGCAUAUUGAAGACCUUAGUUCAACGACUACUCUUCGUCGACUUUGGGUUAAUGACAAUGAAAUUGUUACUCUGACUGAAAUUGAAAAUCUAACAAAUGUCGUUGAUCUAAAUCUUGCUGGAAACCAAAUUUCCCGAUUAAACAACUUACUAGCGCCCCUAUCUAAUUUGGAGACACUAAAUAUCUCCCAUAACUUACUCUAUGACCUUCAAGACAUCUUUCUUCUUUCUAAUUUGCCGAAACUAAAAUCCCUGAGUCUAAAUGAUUCCGAGUAUCCGCCAUCAAUUAUUUCACUGCAGCCACAUAUUCUAUUGGCUCUAUCAUAUCAAAUACCCCAGUUGGAUGCCAUUGAUGGCAUUCGCUUGGAUAAACCCUUCCGUUUCCUCAUAGACUCAAUAAUCCGUGAUAAGAAGCUCUUUUUCUACUCCAUAUUCCGACAUCGACAUAAUCAACUACUGAAAUGUAAACGAGAUCUUAAGAAAUUCAGAAAUUGUCUUUCAAAAUAUAUCUUAGAAAAAAUUCGUUUAUUAGAGCUCCAAGCCAAAUUGAUCGAGUCCUACAUUGAACAAGCUCCCAAAAUUGAAAUAAUGAAGUUGAGGAAGUCAUUAGUUGGUGUUCGAGAUAAGAUAACUUUUUGGAAGAACAGAUUAGAAGACAUUGAAUAUGAAAUUGGUCGGUCUGCCAGUUGUAGCCUAAAUCGCUGUCUCUGCACUGCAGAACUUCAGAUGUUCGGAUGUCUAUCUAUUGAUUCAAUUUAUAAAUCGUCAGAUCUGUUCAGCUUUUGUGAAAAUUUUCUCCGGAUGAGAGUAUGCUGGCAUGACAAAUCCUUCGAGUUCUUCACCAAAAUGGACCUGAAAAAUAUCUGGCACAUUCAAAAUGCUCUUUUAAAUGAACGUCGGCGUUCAAUUCAGUCAGGAUUUGAUGAUAUUUUACUGUAUGAUGGGUUUUUUUCAACCGACAAAGACUUUUGUCUUCUUGGGGAAAUUUUGAGGUGUGGUUUUUCGAAUGAAGGUGCUGCUGGACAUUUCAGAUUUGUGUCUCUUUUAAAUAAGCUUCUACCGCCUGAUAAGUUAACCACGGGAAGGUUGUGCAAUAUUUCUUUUAUUAUCCUAGUUGUUCGUGCCAUUAAAAGGGAGAAAGAUGAUUACGUUAAGACUGGAAUUAUGCUCCCUUCUACAAACUCUACCUCCUCUAAUGGAAAACGACAACUUUGUGGUUGCUCUCUAGCGCACUUUGAAUAUGAUUUCAAUGACUGCGAUAACGUUUUUCCUGAAUUUAUUGCUGAGAUACAAUUCAUUUCAAGGUCUGCUAUUACUCAGGCAACAGUGAAUUACAAUGAUAUUGCUGACUUGGCAGAGGAAAUGGAAGACCUAAAGUCUAUUCCCAAUUUGCCCAAUCCUCCUAAUCUUUCUGAAAGCAGUGUAGUGGAAGCCUUGCAUCACACGUGGUUCACGUCUGUAGAUCCUAAGAAAUUGAGUUCAGUGACCAAUUUAAAUUUCUUUGGAACUGAAUUCCGUUAUUUUCAAAGUUUGAAAGAACUGACUUCUCUAACAAGACUUAGUCUCUCAAAUUGCAAUUUACAAGAUCUGCAAGGCCUCAGUUUAAACUUUCUUGAGAUCUUAGAUGUUAGCCAUAAUUCGAUUUCUACUUUCAGAGGUCUGGGCCACUGUCCAUCUCUCUACUCAUUGAAUGCAGACUGGAAUCUUCUCACGAAUUUGGAAGAGGAAGUUGGAAAUCUACUAUACGUCACUAAAAGAUUAGUCAAUAUUCAAAUUGAGUUCAAUCCGUGGAUUUGCUGUCGAACUUCAAACGAAUAUGCUCUUAAGCUAUUUUUGAAUUUAGCUUGUGAUGGGAGGUCACAGGAUGAGAUUCAUAUCGAAAGUAAAGAAAUUUUUUUACACCGCCAUUCAUUCUCAAAGUCUGCAAGGUAUAUGCUAACUCUUUGGCCAGUGACUAAAAUACUUGAUGGGGAUUGUUCUCACAAUAUACGGAAUUUGGAUAUUUUUAUGAAAACAAUCCAAAUUUGGAACCAUCUGCAUCCUGUUACUUCAGGUGCAUUUAAAUCCUUGAAGGCUCUCUAUCUAGACGGCGUACGAUUGACUGACCUCCGAUUCCUAAGUGGACUAGAAGAGCUAGAAGAGCUUUCAGUUGAAAGCAGCAGUCUUCCAUCUCUACAAGGAAUAGGGGAUUUAAGAAAUUUACAGGUUCUUCUUGCUGGUGACAACUUUAUAAAAUCAAUCGCCAAUCUUGGAUUUAAAGGAUUGAAGAACCUGAAAGUUUUAGCAUUAGACAGUAAUGAAAUAACUUCCAUUGUUCAAUUGAAGCAUUGUUAUUCUUUGGAACAGAUUUAUAUUUCUGGAAAUAACAUCACAAGUUAUCAAUCUGUGCUAGCGUUAAAAAACAUACCGGAUCUUAAAGUGCUGGAUUUGAGAUUCAACCCUAUUAAGUUAAAAUUAUCUCAGUACCGACUUAAAACUCUCUAUCACCUUCCUCAUCUUCACUAUCUUGAUGGCAAACAAGUGAACUCUGCUGAAUUUAAAGAAGCCAAGGCUCAUUUUGAUGGUCGACUGACAACUGAAUUCUUAUUGGCUUCUCUCAACAUCGAAACUCCAGAGGAAUUAAGUCAUUUCAAUUAUGUAAAUAAGAAUAUUCGUUCGGUUGAACUGAUUCCUGCUGAGGUAUUCUCGAAUCUGCGAAUCGUAAAUUUGGAAAACAAUAAACUUACUUCAAUUGAAGGUUUAACGGAAUUGAGGAAUUUGGAGAUCCUCUGGUUAUCGGGGAACAGAAUUUCAUCUUUUCACCCUCCUGAUCCAAAAGCGACAUAUUUACCAAAAUUGAGCGUCUUAUCACUUGAAAGAAAUGAACUGAAAUCCCUAAAUGGUCUCCAUUUGAAGAGAAUGCCUUCUAUAGAAACGCUAUUUCUACAAGACAAUGCCUUGACUACAAUAAGUGGCUUAACAGGUAUGGUAAAUUUACAGUAUCUAGUCCUUGAUCGCAAUAGGAUUCACAAAAUUCAUCCAAAAGAGAUCAGUGGUCUGACUAGUUUGAUUGAAAUUCAUCUGGAUAAUAACCGACUUCUCGAUAUUCCACCUAUGGAGAAUUUGGAACAGCUGAAGCAUAUUUAUCUAAGCGCAAAUCGGUUAGAGAGGCUGGAACAUGUUCUGAAUAAUAUGAAGUCGUUAAGUAAACUAUCACACCUCAGUCUACACGAAAAUCCUCUUUCAAAAGUGCCACAUUAUCGAUUGAUUGUGUUGAAAUAUUUACAGAAUCUACAAUGUCUGGAUGGCAUACAUUGUGACUUAGAGGAAAUAAGACUAGCUAAAGUGUUGUUCGAAGAAAAUGACGAUUCCGAAAAUUAUGGAAACAGUUCUCACUCACAAAUCAAACCUUCUUGGCCUAGUUCAAUAAGUGGUCAAAAUCAAUCCUUCCUUGAAACACACUCCCGCGCGUCUUUAGAAGUGAAGCCUCACCAAAUGAAUUUAACUUUCUCUUCAAUUCCCACUUCAUCUUCUCUUAAUGGUGAUAUCGAUUCCCAACCGUAUUUACUUAUGAGCAACUCUAUGAAGACACGAACAACAGAAAGCACUCGGAAAUCGAAAGUUGUGUCGAAGUCGAACACCAAGCGCGUGGUCAUGGUCGUUCCUGGAAUAAGCAUCAAUGCAAUGGCCCAAUUUGAUUCACAAGAGCCAAAUGUAAAUAAGAAUAAUUAG
Molecule: messenger RNA, 4017 nt
Organism: Rodentolepis nana
Lineage: Eukaryota; Metazoa; Platyhelminthes; Cestoda; Cyclophyllidea; Hymenolepididae
Source: the annotation of a GenBank genome assembly